AGGAGAGACGCUGAGCUGGAGCAGCUUUUACACACACAGGAUCACAUCCAUUUCCUGCAGAGUUUCCAAUCUCUCUCAGCUCCUCCUGAAUCUACAGAUGUAAAUGAUGAUCCCUUCAGUUCUUUCUCCUCUUUUGAUGGCGUGAGAAAAUCUGUCUGUCAGCUGAGAGACAAACUAGAGGAUUUCUGCAAAGAGGAGCUCAAGAAGAUCUCUGACAGAGUCACUUUCACCAACAUUGUUCCCAGAACCAGGAAUGACUUCCUACAAUAUUCCCAUCAGUUCACUCUGGAUCUGAACACAGUCAAUAAACGCCUCCGUCUGUCUGAGAGGAACAGAGUGAUUACUUACAUUGACACAGAUCAGUCAUAUCCUGAUCAUCCAGACAGAUUUGAUGGUGUGUCUCAGGUGUUGUGUAGAGAGAGUGUGUGUGGAUGCUGUUACUGGGAGAUUGAGUGGAGUGGUGAUGUGUUUAUAUCAGUGUCAUAUAAGAGCAUCAGCAGGAAGGGACGGGGUUAUGAGUGUUGGUUUGGAUAUAAUGAUCAGUCCUGGAGUUUGUUCUGUUAUUUCUCCAGUUACUCAUUCAGACACAAUAACAUAGUGACUGAACUCCCUGUAAAGUCCAUCAGCAGGAGAAUAGGAGUGUAUGUGGAUCACAGUGCAGGAACUCUGUCCUUCUAUGGCAUCUCUGGAGACACAAUGAGCCUCAUCCAUACAGUCCAUACCACAUUCCAGGAUAGACCACUCUAUCCUGGGUUUAGGGUUUAUAAUGAUGGAUCAUCAGUGAAACUGUGUUGAAUCAGAAUAGACUGUAGAGAGAUUCUACCCAUGAUAAAUCAGUAACAGUGAGAUGUUAUAGAGUCUCUUAUUUUAUACUACAGCUGAACUUCUGUCAGUGAAAUAACAUGUCAGAAUAAAUGUGUGUAAUGAAUCCUCAUAUAGACAGUAAGAUCAGUGUGUGUUUGUGAGUCAUGAUGAGUGAUGGUGUGUAUCUGUGCUUUUCACGAGUUCACAUUUUCAUAAAAUUAAAUACAGUAAGAGUUAUGCAUAUUUGGUGUGCUGUCUGGGUGGAGGGCUCCGAGCUCUGAAGUUUUGGCCCGAACCCAGAGUACUCCCCCAGUUGUGGUAAAGGUAGAUAGAACUGAGAUGAGGAGUGAGGGAUGCUGAUAAACUCUCAGAUGAACAGAGGUAAGUCUGCUGUAUUUAUACCUCUUGUCAUUGGUUUGCAUUGAUUAACUGAAUGCUCUCCACCUGAGCUGAUUAGGUUAAUUAUCUGCACCAGUUCCUCCCGAACUUUGUUAAUAAAACAUCAUUUCUCAACCUCUUUUUAAGUUGAUGGAAAUCACAGUCAUUCAGUUCUUAUUGUAGUGUCACAUAAAUAAUUUUUAUUAUUACUGUAAAAAUUACCUUUCAUUAAAAUGUAUCAUUCCAUAAAAAAUGUAAUUUGUCAUAAAAUUGAAAAAUGUCAAUUUAUUAAUAAAUGUAAAAUAUAUAAACCCAAAUUAUUUGAUCAUACUGUAAACUCUUGAUCAGUGAAAGUAUGAGCACAAUUAUACUAAUCUAAUCCAAUUUAUUUUAAAUAAACCUCUUGAACAGGAUUCAUUUUUUAUACAUGAUUCUCUGUCAACGUCUCACCUAGGCAGACAGAUUCAUUCUCCUUCAGUGGUGACAAUCAUUUCUCUUUGCUGGAUCUUGAGAUUUGAAGCCGCCUUCGCCUGCAAGCAGCUUGAUUUGGCAGACUCAGUGCCUCUCUCCUGCAAUCUGAUCAGCUCGCUGCUUCUCAGCUCGCUGCUCUCAAGAAGCUCUGAUCAGUGCACCGCUUCUCAGAAGCCGGAUUAGUUCGUCGUUCUCAAGCAGUUCUGUUUCCCACGCGGCUCCCAAGCAGCAUUGUCAGCGCUUCGCUCAUGAGCCACCUGCAGCAUUAAGUGUGCCUGUGUCUGAGCUUCCCCUGCCUUGGCAGGCAAAUAUGAGAGCAUAUUUCUAAAAGCACAUUUUCUCUGCAACAUUGUUGCAAUGUCGCACCAUGGCUGUGGCUCAGUGAGUGCGUGCAAUGUCUGGGGAAAUCCCACGCAGAAGCCGUGUUGAAAUUACCUGUUCUCACCGCGAGAGCAUGAGUCUAGCCUCUCUGCACUCGUGGAUAGCUUUCUUUUCCGAGAGUGACUCUGCCCCUCACACCCUCCUGUUUGUUUCCUCCGAGGAGCCUGUGAGGAAAAAACAGCAGGGCAGAGGAUCUCAGUGCUCGGAUGAGAGUGAGCUCAUGUCAGCACAGGUCCUGCAUUCCUCACUCUCUCCACAGAGAGAGGUUUCCCCCGUCUGCUUCUCCUGCGCCCCUCUGCCAUUGCGAGUGACCUGGUCUCAUUCAGGGGAUCUUAUGACGAGACACUGGAUGACAGAAUGAGCUCGGUUUAGAAUGGUCUGUGCCUGAAGAGCCCACACGCAGCCUCUUAGAUGAGUGGUUCCUGCCGGGAUGCCGCCAGGCCCCUCCGCAGCGAUCUGCAACCUUCUUCCUGGAGGUACAUAAUGAGCUCAGGAAAUCGUGGCGUGCCCCCUAUUCUGCCCGCCUCCGCUCAUCUAUCUCUCACCUCUGUUGAUGGCAGUGAACAGAAGGACUAUGAAAAGCUCAAUUUACGGUUCAAUUCAACAGAGAGAUCAAGGACUCAGACAAGACCAUCUUCCUUGACUCCCCGAUCUCCCCAAUUGGCCUCUUUGGUCCUGCUGUUGACAGGUUCGCCGAACGUUUCACUGCCGCGCAAAAGUCAUCCCAAGCCAUGCAACACUUUUUGCCAAAGCAUUCCAGCUCCUCUGCUUUGAGUCGCCCCGGGCCCUACUCUUUUCGACGUACAUCCUGUGAUUUUUAACGACCACUGAAAGUCAGGACCUUGGUUUAAUGUCUCAUCUGAAGGACAGUGCUUUUUGACAGUAUAGUGUCCCCAUCACUAUACUGGGGUGUUAGGACCCACACAGACCACAGGGUGAGCACCCUCUGCUGGCCUCACUAACACCUCUUCCAGCAGCAACCUAGUUUUACCAGGAGGUCUCCCAUCCAGUUACUAACCAGGCUCAGCCCUGCUUAGGUUCAGUGGGCAACCAGUCUUUGGCUACAGGGUGAUAAGGCCUCCGUGACGAACGUGCAUGUCCUGUGCUCCGAGGUGAAAACUAUGCUGACAAAGAGAGCCAUAGAAGUGGUUCCUCCG
Molecule: messenger RNA, 3191 nt
Organism: Megalobrama amblycephala (Wuchang bream)
Lineage: Eukaryota; Metazoa; Chordata; Actinopteri; Cypriniformes; Xenocyprididae
Product: stonustoxin subunit alpha-like
Exons: 4
Molecular function (GO): protein binding
Source: RefSeq, a predicted model, not a curated record